Penicillium salamii is the source of this 3162-nucleotide messenger RNA. Lineage: Eukaryota; Fungi; Ascomycota; Eurotiomycetes; Eurotiales; Aspergillaceae. The record is from the annotation of a GenBank genome assembly.
AUGCCAGACGAGAAGCAAAACAUCACCCCCGACUCCGGGUCGGGCGGCAGCCCACUAACCCAGCCUGCUCACACACAAACUUAUGAAGCCGUGAUCAAAGAACUCAGCACUGGACUGGACGAGGGUCUGGCACCUGACGAAGCGAGUCGUCGUCUACAGCAAUAUGGUCCCAAUAAACUGGACGAAGGCGAAGGCGUAUCGUUAGUCAAGAUUUUCGUGCGCCAGGUAGCCAACGCAAUGAUGCUAGUGUUGAUUCUGGCCAUGGCGGUCAGUUUUGGAAUUCGGUCCUGGAUUGAGGGCGGAGUGAUUUGCGCUGUCAUUGUCUUGAAUAUCAUUGUUGGGUUCUUCCAGGAGUAUGCCGCGGAAAAAACCAUGGAGUCGUUACAUUCGCUGUCUUCGCCGACGGGAAUUGUCUCGAGAGGUGGUCAGACAUUCUCGGUGCCAUCAUCAGAGAUUGUGCCGGGUGACAUGGUCGAAAUGAGAACGGGGGAUACCGUUCCAGCAGAUAUUCGUUUGGUUGAGGCAGUCAACUUUGAGACCGAUGAGGCUCUCCUGACUGGCGAGUCCCUGCCCGUCCAGAAGGAAUGCGACUCGAUAUUUAAAGAAAAUACUGGCCCUGGAGAUCGCCUCAACAUCGCCUAUAGUUCUAGUACCGUCACACGUGGUCGUGCCCGUGGUGUGGUUGUCAGUACAGGCAUGGCUACUGAAAUCGGUUCUAUUGCCCUUGCCUUGCGGGCCAGUGACAGCAAACGUCGUCCCGUGAAGCGCGGUCCCAACGGUGAGACCAAGAAACGUUCGUACGUUCAGGCCUGGACUCUCACCUGGACGGAUGCCGUGGGUCGAUUCCUCGGUGUCAAUGUCGGAACGCCCUUACAGAGGAAGCUCUCAAAGCUUGCUUGUUUACUAUUUGGAAUCGCCGUUGUGUUUGCUAUCAUUUGCAUGGCUGCAAACUUAUUUAGCAGCAACACCGAGGUCAUUAUGUAUGCUGUUGCCACCGGUAUUAGUAUGAUUCCGGCGUGCCUGGUCGUCGUGCUCACUAUAACCAUGGCAGUGGGUACCAAACGAAUGGUUGAGCGGAACGUGGUUGUCCGCAAAUUAGACUCUUUGGAGGCCCUUGGGGCCGUGACCGAUAUUUGUUCCGACAAGACCGGUACAUUGACUCAGGGUAAGAUGGUUGUGAAAAAGGCAUGGAUUCCGUCUCGAGGGACGUAUUCUGUCGGCCCAUCCAACGAGCCUUUCAACCCUACCGCUGCAGAUGUUUCUUUUAUCCCCCUGCCUCCUCUACAAGUACAAUCCAAUGAGAAGGAAGGUACUGCUGCGGAAACCCCCGAAGGUCUGGUCUUGGGAAACCGCCAGUUGGAAGACUUUCUAGACGUCGCUUCUAUGGCCAACCUCUCUCAUGUUUACAAGUCCGAGGAAGGCGAAUGGCACGCGCGAGGUGAACCCACAGAAAUUGCUAUUCAUGUAUUUGCAUCAAGAUUCAACUGGAACCGCGAACGCUGGACUAAGGGUCAGGGUGCAGUGUGGCACCAAAAGGCUGAAUUCCCAUUUGACUCAACUGUCAAGAAAAUGUCCGUGAUUUUCAACAAAAUCACCCCCCAUGAAGAUCACACAAUGGUGUUUAGCAAGGGUGCGGUCGAGCGUAUCACAGACUCUUGCACCUCCGUUGUCUGGGAUCAGGAUUCAUCUACCCCUAUUCCAAUGACCAACGACCACCGCGAAAAGAUUCUCCAGAACAUGGAGGAACUCGCUAAAUUAGGACUUCGCGUCUUGGCCCUGGCCAACAAACCGUACAAUUUCAAGACCCAGCUGCUCGAAGACUCCGACAUGAAUCGGGAAGAUGCAGAAAAUAAUCUCUGCUUCCUUGGACUGAUCGGUUUGUACGAUCCCCCGCGCCCCGAGACAGCGGGUUCAAUUCAGGCCUGCUACCGAGCUGGUAUAGUUGUCCAUAUGGUCACUGGUGAUCAUCCUGGCACAGCCAAAGCGAUUGCCCAGCAAGUCGGAAUUCUUCCAGCUGAUUUCAAUGCCGUCGCGGCUGAUGUUGCGGACGCCAUGUUAAUGACUGCCAGUCAAUUCGACAACCUAAACAACGAGCAGGUAGAUGCGCUGCCGACACUGCCUUUGGUCAUUGCACGAUGUGCUCCGCAGACAAAGGUGCGCAUGAUCGACGCCCUUCAUCGCCGUGGCCGCUUUGCCGCUAUGACUGGCGAUGGAGUGAAUGAUUCUCCUUCGCUCAAGCAUGCCGACGUUGGUAUCGCUAUGGGACAGGCAGGGUCGGAUGUGGCCAAAGAUGCGUCUGAUAUUAUCCUCACAGAUGAUAACUUCGCUUCGAUCCUCAAUGCCGUUGAAGAGGGUCGUCGUAUCUUUGAUAAUAUUCAGAAAUUUGUGCUUCAUCUGUUAUCAGAAAACAUCGCUCAGGCCUGUACCUUGCUCAUCGGGUUGGCUUUCAAAGAUGCCGAUAAUCAAUCUGUCUUCCCUCUGUCACCGGUUGAGAUAUUGUGGGUUAUCAUGAUCACAUCAGGUAUGCCUGACAUGGGCCUUGGAAUGGAGGUGGCUGCCCCUGACAUCAUGAGCCGUCCUCCCCAGAGUAAGCAAGGCAUAUUCACCUGGGAGGUGAUCAUCGACAUUCUGGUGUAUGGUAUAUGGACCGCAGCGCUCUGUCUGGCGGCAUUCUCUGUCCGCAUGUGGGGAUUCGGCGACGGUAACCUGGCCCGUGGCUGCAACAAGGAGUGGUCAGAAGAGAUCAAAGAUUGCGAACUAGUCUUCCGAGCACGAGCCACCACGUUCGUGUGCCUGACUUGGUUUGCCCUGUUCCUGGCUUGGGAAAUGGUCAACAUGCGCCGGUCGUUCUUCCGCAUGCAGCCAAAAUCCAAUAAAUACUUUACUCAGUGGAUGUACGACGUCUGGCGGAACAAGUUCCUUUUCUGGUCCAUCAUGGCCGGAUGGAUCACCAUGUUCCCUAUCCUCUACAUCCCCGUUUUGAAUGACGUCGUCUUCAAACAUAAGCCCAUCACCUGGGAAUGGGGCAUAGUGGCGGUCGAGGCUGUUCUGUUCUUCAUCGGCGUUGAAGCCUGGAAAUGGGCUAAGCGAGUCUUCUUCCGUCGCAGAGCCCGAAACUAUCCGAAAUUGAGUCCGUUAGAAGACGUCCCGGAGCGACCCUAA